AUGGUGGAGUACCGGAUCCGUCCGUACCGAGACGAGGACUACAAUGCAGUGCGCGAGGUCUUUGCAGCCAGCAUGAGCGAGUACGUGCCCGCCCUGUGCCAGCACGUCCUGCGGCAGCCAUGGGUGCUGCUGCUGCUGGGCUGCACCUUCUGCCUGCUGCUGGCCAGCGCCCGCUCCCUCCUGUUGCCUGUCUUGGCUGUCACCCUGCUGCUGGCACUCGCCCGGCACCUCCUAGGUUACGCCUGGAACACCUACAUCGAGCACUGCCUUGAUGACGACCUGCGCGACAUCGCUGCUUCCUAUGCCGAGAGCGCCGGUGCCCGCUUCUGGGUGGCGGAGGCAGAUGAGAGGGUGGUGGGCACAGUGGGCGUGCGGCCAGGUGACGCUGAGGGCGAGCUGGCCCUGAAGAGGAUGGCGGUGCGGAAGGGUUACCGAGGCUCGGGCAUCGCCACGGCCUUGGGGCGCACUGUGCUGGCUUUCGCCCGGCAGAGCGGGUGCCAGGCUGUGGUGCUCAACACGUUGAUGGUGCAGCACGAGGCUCGUGCCCUCUACGAGCGUCUGGGUUUCUGCUGGCACCGCCGCUACGUCCUACCGACCAUCUAUGGCCACUUGGCCAACUGCACCAUCACUGUCUACCGCUACGACCUCUCCGGCACUCCCUGA
Messenger RNA from Indicator indicator, 663 nucleotides. Its product is annotated as probable N-acetyltransferase 8B. NCBI's taxonomy places the organism in Eukaryota, Metazoa, Chordata, Aves, Piciformes, Indicatoridae. The record is from RefSeq and is a predicted model, not a curated record. The transcript has a single exon. Gene Ontology annotation, molecular function: N-acetyltransferase activity. Bases 1 to 663 code for a protein of 220 amino acids.